Molecule: messenger RNA, 711 nt
Organism: Cotesia congregata
Lineage: Eukaryota; Metazoa; Arthropoda; Insecta; Hymenoptera; Braconidae
Source: the annotation of a GenBank genome assembly
AUGGUUUCAAUAACAUUGCCAAUGGUUGGAAGAUUUGCUAAACUUUCUUUAGAUCAUUUUUACAUCAGCACCCGGACAAUUUUAAGCAGUAGGGCGAGAAAUAAUUUAGUGCUUGGUAAUGAUUACCAAAAAAAUAAAUUCAGUACUGAGGCAAAAAAAGCCGAUCAAGGUAGUUCAGCACCACCGGUUGAUCAGCUGACAGAAAAUGAAGCCAAGUUGAAGUCAGAAUUGGAAUUAUUAAGUUCCGAGUUGAGUGAAGUGAAAGAACGUUUCAGUGACUUGGAUGACAAGUACAAGCGAGCGUUGGCUGAUAGAGAGAAUUUAAGGGUCAGAUUGACCAAGCAAAUUGAAGAGGCCAGGACAUUUGGGAUUCUAGGAUUUUGUAAGGACUUGAUCGCAGUCGCUGACACUUUGAGCAAGGCUACUGAAAGUGUCCCUAAAGAUCAGCUGACUGAGUCCAAUCAGCAUUUGAAGAAUUUGUAUGAAGGUUUGAUACUUUCUGAAGCGGAAUUACAUAAGGUGUUUACCAAACAUGGGUUGAUUUCAUUGAAUCCUCUGGAUGAGAAGUUCAAUCCUCAAGAUCAUGAAUCGUUAUUCCAACAGGAGGUCCAAGGCAAAACCCCAGGCACCGUAGUAGUAGUCUCUAAAAUCGGCUAUAAAUUACACGACAAGCUAGUGAGGCCCGCGCAAGUUGGAGUAGCUAAAGGUUAA